AUGGUUCGAGGAUGCUUCUGUGACUGCUUUGGUCCGAUGGUUCGAGCACGAGCUGAAAGCCUCGACAAACCACUGGAUCCAGAAGAUGUGAAGAAAUGCUUAGAGAAGUAUCGUGCCUACGAGGCUCGACAGGAAAUGAUGGUGUCUGAGCAGCAACGUCCAUUGAUACCAACCAUUAGCAGCUCAUGUGCAGGUCCUUACGAUAAUGCCAUAUUACCGACGGCUCCUCCCAUGAAUCUCGACUAUCGGCCGCCAUCUCCACCACCCUCUUAUAGCUCAGUUGCAGGCAGUAUAGACCUGUCUCCAUCUGUAGCACAUUCACGGUUGUAA
This is a messenger RNA of Ostertagia ostertagi, 330 nucleotides long. NCBI's taxonomy places the organism in Eukaryota, Metazoa, Nematoda, Chromadorea, Rhabditida, Trichostrongylidae. The record is from the annotation of a GenBank genome assembly.